This is a messenger RNA of Lates calcarifer (barramundi perch), 4607 nucleotides long. RefSeq names its product alpha-kinase 1 (gene alpk1). Gene Ontology annotation, biological process: protein phosphorylation. Lineage: Eukaryota; Metazoa; Chordata; Actinopteri; Centropomidae. Gene Ontology annotation, molecular function: ATP binding; protein serine/threonine kinase activity. The coding region runs from base 275 to 3718 and encodes 1147 amino acids. The transcript is spliced from 14 exons. The record is from RefSeq and is a predicted model, not a curated record.
AAAAAAAAAAAAAGUUUGAGAACCACCGAGUCAGAUCUGCAGUGCUUAGUCAGUGGACUCAAAUUGUAAUUGCGGUAUUUCCGACAGCACAUGAAAGCAGCACAUCAUAUAGUCCUGCCCUACCAGGAAGUCGAGAAGGACCUGAGGACACGCAGUCUGGUCAUUCCAUGGGAUUUCCCUUUCUUGCGUCAUUCUAAUACACAAACAGAGGUGAAGAGGCCAAGAGAGGAGGAUAUCUUUUCACCUCAGUCAACAGCUACAUCUGUUCAGCAGAAUGGACAGUCAGGAGGUGGGGGAGCUACUGGGGGAGUGCCUUAAAGCAGCAGCAGCAGCAGCAGCUCAACAAUCCAUCCAGCCCACUGAGGCAGACAGGCAGAACUACUGCAGCUGCAGAGAUUCACUGUGUGCAGAACUGGCCUCUCUCCUGCAGGAGGCAAUGGAGAUGAAGUGGCCCUUUGUACCGGAGAAAUGGCAGUACAAGCUGUCAGUCAGUGCCAAUGACAAAACCAACCUCAGUGACCUCAUCAGCAAGCACCUAACUCAGCUACUGGCUGUUUUAAAGGCUUCCAUCUUGGCUCAAGAAGCGUGCACAGCACUGGCAGUGAUCUUCUUAGUGGACCGUUUCCUCUACUGGACGGACAAGUCCAGCCAGCUGCUAAAAAUCACCAAGCUGCUCCACAGAUGCCACCCUGACACCCCUGUGGCCCCCCAGCUGGUCAUACGACAGGCCAGGGUUUACCUUAACUCAGGCAAACUGCAGAAGGCAGAAUACAUCCUUAGCAGUCUGAUUAACAACAGUGGGGCCACAGGUUGUUGGGUGUACAACUCUGAAAGUGACAGGGCUCUUGUGCAGGCAGUUAGUGUUCAAGUGCGUGGAAUGAUUUUGCAGAAGCUAGGCCUGUGGCUAGAGGCUGCAGAGUUAAUCUGGGCCUCUCUGGUCGGCUACUACUCACUUCCUCAACCUGAUAAAAAGGGCAUUGGAACUUCUCUUGGCAUACUGGCCAACAUAUUGAUCUCUAUGAAUGAUGAGGACUUCCAUGCUUUUAGGACUAAUCCAGAUAUUGAAUUGUCCUUACUUGGGGACAGGAGUCAUCGUCUUCUCUCUGCAGCCCAGGCAGCAAAGAUGGCAGUGGUAUACAGCCAGUACACUUCACUCUAUGUGUUGACUAAUGUGGCAACUCAAGGGACCUGCUUGUUAUCUUAUGGUUUUUCAGUGGAGUGCCCAGACUCUCAAAAACAGUCUUCCCUCCUGGAGGCUAGAGAGGCAUUUGAAAUCGGCUUGCUCACCAAAGCAGAGGGUGAGCAGGUCACUAGCAAGCAGGAGCUUCACACCUUCCUCAAGGCUGCCUACUCCCUUACCGUUGUUCACAAAUGGCUUGGUACUCUUCAGGAGAUUGUGAAACAGGCAACACAAGCUUGCCAUAAAGCUUUCGCCAAGUUCCAUGAUUACUGUCAUGCAGAUAACCAAGACAAAGAUAGCCUCUGUGCUGAGAUCAUGCAUCUGGUUGCCCAAGUCAAGCAACUGUUGCAAGUGGAGCCUUUCCUUAAUUCUGACAAGCAGUCUUUUAUUCCUGACAGCUACAGAAACAUAAUAAACACAUCCGUAAAUUUCACUCUGGAAGGUUUCUCUAAGAUGAUGCAGAGACUCCAGAAGUAUCAUGCAUCACUGUGCGAGACCACCCACUCAAACUGUAAGGGAACUAAAGAUGAGAUAGAUGGGGCAAGGCUGUGUAUAACUGCACUGGGGACAACCAUUGGUACACUCAACACAGCAUGUAACACUGAGGCCUGCAGUGUGUCAAACGAUACACCCAAAAGAGAGGAGCCAUAUAACAGAGGUUCAGAUUCAUCGGCUGUACAUCCACUUCAAAAGUCUGACCUGUGUACCACUCAAAGAAGCACAGACAACCUUGGCUCUUCAUGGCAGAAUGUCUCCUUAAGUAAUUCAGGGUCUUCUUGGCGCAGCAGCAGUGGCUACACAGGAAGCAGUGCUAUUGAAGUUGGAGCAAAUGCAAGGAAUCAGAGCUGUCUGACCACUGAGGUUAAUGAUGAAAGGUCAGACAGCAUUCUACAACUCACUGAUAAAAACAAGAAGCGAAACUUGGAUGGUUGUAACUCUAUUGUCAGUUCAGAUACAGUCCCAAGAUUUGCAAUAUCUGCCACUUCCUCCUCCAAUGUGAGUAGUGAUUCAGAAAAGUUUGAAGUGAUACAAGCUGGAAUAGAGACAAUGGUUACUGAGGAGGACUGGAUGAUUGCUGCUGCUGGUGCAGCACAGAAACCAUCAGGAGCUGAAGGAGCACCGCAGUCCUUAUCCCAGCUAACUCUCAAAACAUCCUCCAGCUCCCUCAGUGAUAGUUUCAGUUCCCAGUCAUCAUGGGAGAAAAUCUCAGCUGACCUGAAUUCUCCCACAGACAGAAAACCUCAACCAUCUAGCCUAUCAAAAGCAGGAACCAACCAAAGCAGCAAGUCAUCAGAGUCUGAUGGGAGCUUCUUCCUCAUGGAAACACUUGAUUCUGCAACCAGUGAUUUAGCUCAUGAUCCCAUGUACAAAAACCACACAUCUAGAGGGGAAUUCAGAGCUUCAUCCAAGCCACAACCCCUGGAGAGUCUUAAUAUUGAUCCAAAUGCGGACACUGAGAUUGACUCUGUAUCUGUAAAACCUGCUGCCAAGAGUCCUUUAGCAACCCCACACCCAAACCUUUCCCAGUAUGCCUCCACCAAAACCUCCACAGAGAGUUCAUUUGAGAUGCUGGAGGAGAAUCAGAGUGAACACCAACACAAUGAAGUCUCUAUUACAGAAAAAGUGAAUGUCUCUCAUAGGAAGAACCCCCUGUGCUACAGCUGCCUAAACCACAGCACUGUAGGUAGUGUUGUCCCUAAAAGACAGUAUUUGUUGUCACAGCAGGAUUACCAAGCCCUGUUGGCUGGAGUUUGCAAUGAAUGUCUGCUGAAGAGGUUGCACAGUGAUAAGACACAAUUCAAACUCAAGGAACACAAAACGGUCCACAGUGCUCUUCAUUUAAAGUUCUCCAGAGCUAAUGGACUGUGGACAGCCAGGGAGACCUGUGUUUAUAUCGGAGAGCCAAUGGGGAUGAAGGGCAAGCAGAGAAGAGCAAUAUGGUUACAGUUUUUACACCAGGAGGAAAGGUUAAGCAGUUAUGUGGGGAAGGAUUACUUGGAGCCAAAGCAGAUUCAGUUUCACCUAAAAGAUGUGGAGAGACAGAUGACAGCCCAGUACUAUGUGACUGAAUUCAAUAAGAGUCUCUACGAUAAAGAUGUCAUGGCUCAGAUCUUCUUCAUUCCCUCAGAAGCACUGUUGAUUUUGAAUGGAAAUGAGAUAGUGGGCUGUGUAACAGUGGAGCCCUACAUGCUCGGAGACUUUGUCAAACUGACCAACAACACUUGGAAGAAAGACAAUAAUUUCCAGGCUACAGAAUAUGGCCUUGCCUUUGGACACUUCACCUACUUGUUCUCCAACCACCAGGAAGUUGUUGUCGACCUGCAAGGAUGGGUGACAGCCAAUGGCAAAGGGCUGACCUACCUCACUGACCCACAGAUCCACUCCACCAAGACUCCAAGAGGUCCCUCCAACUUUGCAGCCAGAGGCCUCAGGUACUUCCUGGAAGAGCAACAUGGACCAGAGUGCAAUGGUAUUUGCCAGCUGCUUAAACUACCUCCAGUGGUCAGACAGCCACAUGCUCUUCCUUCGGUACUUUGAGAAGUUGCAAACGUUGAGUGUUUGCACAUGAGUGUUUUUAUUCCUAAUUAAGUGAAAAAUUAAUGUUUUCAUCUCAUAAAAUAUGAGUAACAUGCCUUUGAUGAGAGAUUCUCAAAUUUAGAGAUUUAUAAUUUAGCGUAGAUGACUCCAUUUACAAACAUUGUGCUGAAUUUUUCAUAUAUUUUUUAAUCAGAUAACCGAAACAGAUAUAAAGAAACAGAUAUAAACAGAUAAUCCUGGUAACCUUAUACACACUACUUCAGGGACUAAUAGAUACCUCUUUUGAAAACAGCAGUUUUAAUUUUGUUUUAGUAGCCGCAGGAUUGAGAGUUGUGGGUUUAUAGUAUGAAUCUGCAGUGAAAUGAAGAGCUUUUGUUAAAUGGGUCAACAUGUCUGUGGAACUGAAAGAAUACAGAGUUUACAAAAAAGGCAUGGGUGGGGGAAAUGCAGAUUCCAAAAAUCAAUGUGUUGUUUUUUGUACGCAAUGGAUUAUUUGCCCCAAAAAGCUUAAUCCCCUGUCAUUGGAGGUUGGUGUUUAAAAAUGCAACAUUUUGUAAUGUAGCCACCAAAUUGAUUGUUGUUGUGUUUGAGUAUUUACUGUUUAUUGCAGUUUAUUGCAUGUGAUAGUUUUUUACUUUUGGUAACCCACAUUUACCUACACUCUAUAGCUCAGCACAACAUUUAUUCUCACAUCCAAAAUGCACUGAUGAUUUGGUGCAAUUUGAAGUGAAGAGGGACUAAUGGAUGGAGAGUAAUGUAGCGGAGUAUAGCAAAUGUCUUAUUUUAAUUUUGACCACAAUAUUGAGAGAAAGAGAGAGAAAUAUAUGUUAACAAUUGUUUACUGUUAAUCAUUAGGAAACAUGACUAUAAUAAGGUACAUAUGUUGUUU